CACAGAUCCGCAAACACGCCCUGGAAUAAAAGAAUACGUCUCACUUUAAUACAGUUGAUAGUCUCGGAAAUAGGUUUAUUUGGUUAUAUAGGUAUCGUCAAGUAACCGUACUGAGGGACAAUGGUAGAAGUGAGAAGGAUCUGUUGUAUUGGGGCUGGCUACGUGGGCGGGCCCACCUGCAGUGUCAUCGCCCAGAUGUGCCCAGAGGUGACCGUAACUGUGGUGGAUGUGAACGAGGACCGCAUCCGUGCCUGGAAUUCUGAUUGCCUUCCGAUAUUUGAGCCUGGACUCCAGGAAGUGGUGGAGUCCUGCCGUGGUGUCAACCUUUUCUUCUCCACAGACAUUGAUGAGGCCAUAAAAAAUGCAGACCUAGUCUUCAUUUCUGUCAAUACGCCUACCAAGACAUUUGGGAUCGGUAAGGGUCGAGCAGCUGACCUGAAAUACAUAGAAGCGUGUGCCCGGCGCAUUGCUGAUGUGUCCAGCGGCUGUAAGAUCGUCGUAGAGAAAAGCACAGUUCCUGUACGUGCUGCUGAGAGCAUCCGCCGCAUCUUCAACGCCAACACCAAGAGUAGCCUCAACUUCCAGGUCCUUUCAAACCCGGAGUUUCUUGCUGAGGGAACAGCCAUCACUGACCUGAAGAAUCCAGACAGGGUAUUGAUUGGAGGAGAUGAGACUCCUGAGGGCCAACAUGCUAUUGGGGCCCUGCGUAGUAUCUAUGAGCACUGGGUCCCCAAGAGCAAAAUCAUCACCACCAACACCUGGUCCUCAGAGCUCUCCAAACUGGCAGCCAAUGCCUUUCUGGCCCAACGCAUCAGCAGCAUCAACUCCAUCAGUGCCCUCUGUGAGGUGACUGGGGCGGAUGUAGAGGAGGUGGCACAUGCAAUCGGGACAGACCAGAGAAUAGGCAGUCGCUUCCUGAAGGCCAGCGUGGGAUUCGGCGGUAGCUGUUUCCAGAAGGACGUUCUCAAUCUUGUUUAUCUAUGCGAGGCGUUGAACCUACCAGAAGUUGCGAGAUACUGGCAACAAGUUAUAGAGAUUAAUGACUACCAACGAAAACGAUUCUCCUCACGGAUUAUCAGCUGCCUCUUCAACACAGUGACGGACAAGAAGAUAGCCUUGCUCGGAUUUGCCUUUAAGAAAAACACUGGCGAUACAAGGGAAUCCUCUAGUAUCUACAUCAGUCGCUACCUGCUUGAGGAGGGAGCCUGUCUACAAAUAUAUGACCCCAAGGUUAAAGCAGAGCAGAUCAUGCAAGAUCUUACUCAGCCCACCCCCUCAGAGAGACAUGACCCAGACACAGUUUCUCGUCUAGUCACCAUCGUUACAGACCCAUACAAGGCUUGUGAGAACGCCCAUGCAAUUGUCAUCUGCACAGAGUGGGAUAUGUUCACGGAGCUGGACUAUGAGAAGAUCUAUAAUGCCAUGCUGAAACCAGCCUUCAUCUUUGAUGGAAGAAGGAUCUUGGACAGCUUGCACGACCAACUCCAGACUAUUGGCUUCCAGGUGGAGACUAUUGGGAAAAGAGUUAACCAGAGAACCCCCUUUGCUGCCAGAGGCAACAAGUCAGAAAUGGACCUACAGCAGUCAUCGAAGAAGAUGAAAGUGUGAAUUAUGCAUUAGGGACAGAGAUGGUUCAGCACAGUAAUAUUAAACCAAUAGAAUGUUGCUGUAUUAUCAGUUGUUUCACCAACCACACCCACUUUGUGGCUUCAAUCCAAUAAUAAUAUCAACUACAAUGAAAGAGAGAGACCGGGGUGAAUGUUUGGAAGUUAGGGUUAAUGACCUUAUUUGUAUGUUACACAUGAAACAAUACCCCUCCCACCUCAUGCUUCGACUCUGGUUUGUGCAUGUUGCAACACUACCAGGAUUUGGGGGGUUUUACUUAACACUGGGUUAAAACACCCUAAAUUUAUGUAAUAGAUUUCUGCAUUUGCGCUUUUACAAUUCUCUGGCCCAGUAUUCAUUUAUGAAAGCAUUUUUAGAUGCACGGAAUUGAUUAUUCUUCUUAAAAACAUUGAAAUAAAGCAACACUAAAAGGCAGUUAUUUUAUAUGGUGCUAAUUGAAUGGGAACUUGAGCAGUGUGUCAACAUGUAACUGAAGUAUGAAAU
Messenger RNA from Esox lucius (northern pike), 2109 nucleotides. RefSeq names its product UDP-glucose 6-dehydrogenase. Gene Ontology annotation, biological process: glycosaminoglycan biosynthetic process. The coding region runs from base 121 to 1608 and encodes 495 amino acids. The transcript has 12 exons. Gene Ontology annotation, cellular component: nucleus; cytosol. NCBI's taxonomy places the organism in Eukaryota, Metazoa, Chordata, Actinopteri, Esociformes, Esocidae. The record is from RefSeq and is a predicted model, not a curated record. Gene Ontology annotation, molecular function: UDP-glucose 6-dehydrogenase activity; NAD binding.